CCUCUCCUCGAGUUCGCAAUCCGAUUUAGGGCAGGCGAGAACUGGCUCCUCCGUCCCCGAGCUCGGCCUCCGUCGCCUCCUCCUCCUCCUCCUCCUCCGCCGAUCGAUCGCCGGCCGCCUCGCCGGCUCGCCGUCUCGCAAGGCUAUAGAUUGAAUAAACUGGAGAAAAGCUUGUUAAAUCCGCAUAGUUCUCUCUAUUGACUGUCAAGAGAAGAAACGGCUGCUUUUCUGCAAGGAAUGAUUUUUCACUGAUACUUUUGACAUAUAUCCAAUGUCAGGGUUGAUAAAUUCUUCUCUCAACAACUCAACAUCGAAUCUACCAGACGGCACUGGACGAUCUUUUGCAACAUCCUUCUCUGGUCAGUCCGGUGCUGCUUCCCCCGUUUUUCAUCAUAGUGGAACUAUUCAAGGGUUGCAUAACAUGCAUGGGGGCUUUAAUGUUCCCAAUAUGGCGGCCACAAUUCCAUCAAGAAGCUCCACAAUAAAUAAUCUACAGUCCGGCGGCAUCCAACAACCAGCUGGAAACCUUUCUGGUGGCCGAUUUGCAUCAAAUAAUCUUCCUGUCGCACUCUCUCAGCUAUCUCAUGGAAGUUCUCAUGGACAUUCAGGAGUCACAAAUAGAGGGGGUCUCAACGUUGUAGGAAACCCCGGAUUUAGCAGUAAUGCGAAUGGAGUUGGAGGCUCCAUCCCUGGUAUCCUGCCUACGUCUGCAACAAUUGGAAAUCGGAAUGGCGUUCCUGGACUGGGGGUGUCCCCAAUUUUGGGAAAUGCAAGUUCUCGCAUUUCAAGCUCUAUCGGUAACAUGGUUGGAGGUGGCAGCAUUGGGAAGAAUUUAAAUGCUGCUGGAGGAGUAUCUGUGUCUGGUCUUGCAUCUCGUCUAAAUUUGAGUUCUAAUGCUGGAUCUGGAAAUUUGGGUGUACAGGGCCAGAAUAGAUUAUUGGGCGGUGUACUUUCCCAGGGAUCUCCUCAGGUUUUUUCAAUGUUAAGCGGUUCUUAUCCUUCGGCAGCAAAUCCUCUUUCACAAAGUCAUGUGCAGCAAGUGAAUAAUCUUAGCUCUAUGGGAAUGUUGAAUGAGUUGAACUCAAGUGACAGUACCCCUUUCGACAUAAACUUAGAUUUUCCUCAGCUGACCAGUCGUCCUAGUUCUGCUGGAGGGCCUCAAGGGCAAAUAGGUUCUCUUCGGAAACAAAAUCUUAGCCCAAUUGUUCAACAGAAUCAAGAAUUCAGCAUCCAGAACGAGGAUUUUCCUGCCUUACCAGGAUUUAAAGGUGGUAAUUCAGAUUAUUCUAUUGACUUGCACCAGAAGGAGCAACUUCAUGACAAUGCUAUGUCAAUGAUGCAAUCCCAGCAUUUCUCGAUGGGAAGGUCUGCUGGAUUUAUUGGGGGAGCAUACUCAUCUCAUCGACCUCAGCAGCAGCAGCAACAACAGCAACCUGUGCCUUCAGUCACUGGUGGUGGGGUUUCCUUUUCACCCGGGAACAAUCAGGAUCUUCUACACUUGCAAGGAUCAGAUAUAUUUCCAUCUUCCCAUUCAACAUAUCACUCUCAGGGCUUUCAAACAAGUGGACCUCCUCCUGGGGUUGGGCUUAGACCUCUAAAUUCACCAAGUGCUAUAUCUGGAAUGGGUUCAUAUGACCAGCUUGUCCAGCAAUAUCAGCAGCAGCAGAACCAAUCUCAAUUUCGCUUGCAGCAGAUGUCUGCAGUUAAUCAGUCAUUUAGGGAGCAGGGUUUGAGACCUAUGCAAACAUCACAGUCUACUCCUGAUCCAUAUGGGUUGCUGGGCUUGCUAAGUGUUAUAAGGACAAGUGAUCCUGAUCUGGCAUCUCUAGCACUUGGCAUUGAUUUGACCACACUCGGGCUAAAUUUGAAUUCUUCUGAGGAUCUUCACAAGACUUUUGGUUCCCCAUGGUCCGAUGAGCCAGCAAAGGGUGACCCAGAGUUUAGUGUUCCACAAUGUUAUUAUUCUAAACAGCCCCCAACUUUACAUCAAGGUUAUUUUGCGAAGUUCUCUGUGGAGACAUUAUUUUACAUAUUUUACAGCAUGCCUAAAGAUGAAGCCCAAUUAUAUGCUGCAAAUGAACUUUACAACAGAGGUUGGGUUCAUCACAAAGAGCUUCGGAUGUGGUUUUUGAGGGCCCCUAACAUGGAACCACUGAAGACACCAUUGUAUGAGAGAGGAUCUUAUCACUGUUUCGAUCCUAACUCAUUCGAGAUAAUUCGCAAGGAUAAUAUGAUGCUUCAAUUCGAGAUGCUGGAAAAGAGACCAGCCCUACCUCAGCACUAACCAGUCAUCAAACCAACUGAUGUAAAUCACGCGUCAAUUUUCCUUUUUUGUCUGAACAUGCAUUUAGUAUUUCUUGCAUUUUAAGUUCUGCAAACCGUUGGCGAAUAUUUUCGCAAUAUGGUCAGGCAGUGGAAGGUUGUCGCCCUUUUAUCAUCCUCCUGGGGGGGAUCUCUUGUUUCGAGUAUUAUGAGCAUUUAUUGAACCCAUACUUUGUCUUUAGAGAGCGUAGUAUUGUCAUACUGCCGCUUUUAUAUAAUCACCCGUUCUGUUAUUUUUCCUUAGUUA
Messenger RNA from Eucalyptus grandis, 2569 nucleotides. Its product is annotated as probable NOT transcription complex subunit VIP2. The record is from RefSeq and is a predicted model, not a curated record. NCBI's taxonomy places the organism in Eukaryota, Viridiplantae, Streptophyta, Magnoliopsida, Myrtales, Myrtaceae. Gene Ontology annotation, biological process: nuclear-transcribed mRNA poly(A) tail shortening; regulation of DNA-templated transcription. Gene Ontology annotation, cellular component: P-body; CCR4-NOT core complex.